AUGACUAGGACCCAGCUUAUUCUGGACAAUGAGGAAGUGAGAGAAGAGAGGACACAAAGCAAUGUGGAAAGAAGACACAAAGAAAAGCCCCCACCUAUUAUAGAUUUUGGAAAGAUAAUCAUCUAUACAAAUAACUUGAAAAUCAUUCGAACCCCAAUGGACAAGAGAGAUUUCGUGAGGAAAAUUCUCCAAAAGGAAGAGGAGGCUGAGGAAGAGUCUCUGAUGAACAAAGAAGAAAACUAUGGAGACAGUGACCAGAAUGAUGGGCCUUUGCCAGAGACAGACAGCACGUUCCCCCAUAACCAGUACACACAGGAACGGGAGCUUCCCAAGGACAACUGUUUUCACUGCCGAGGGUCGGGCAGUGCCACCUGCUCUCUAUGCCAUGGCAGCAAGUUUUCGAUGCUGGCCAAUAGAUUUAAGGAAUCCUACCGGGCCCUGCGGUGUCCUGCCUGCAAUGAGAAUGGCCUGCAGCCUUGCCAGAUUUGCAAUCAAUAG
Messenger RNA from Chrysochloris asiatica (Cape golden mole), 498 nucleotides. RefSeq names its product glutaredoxin domain-containing cysteine-rich protein 2-like. NCBI's taxonomy places the organism in Eukaryota, Metazoa, Chordata, Mammalia, Afrosoricida, Chrysochloridae. Bases 1 to 498 code for a protein of 165 amino acids. The transcript has 3 exons. Gene Ontology annotation, biological process: sensory perception of sound. The record is from RefSeq and is a predicted model, not a curated record. Gene Ontology annotation, cellular component: stereocilium shaft; stereocilium base; microvillus.